AUGGCUGUAAAAUUAGACACAGGAGAAGUGGAAUUGCGAGUCGUCUCUGCUUAUGCGCCACAGGUGGGCUCUAGUAAAGAAGAGAAGGCGUGUUUUUGGGAAGAUCUGGAGCAGUACGCCCAAUCCCUGGAAGGCGAGGAAGUACUUCUAAUCGAAGGAGACUUCAACGGACAUGUCGGUUCUCGGAAAGACGGGUUCGAAAGUUGUCAUGGUGGAUGCGGCUAUGGAGCUCGCAGCGACAACGGGUUGCGAAUCCCGGAGUAUGCUGUUGCAAGUGACUUGAUCAUUGCUAACACGCAGUAUCGGAAAAGAACAUCGCAUUCGAUCACGUACACCAGCGGCGGUCGUGAAACACAAAUAGAUUUCUGGAUGUUACGUCGACGAGAUCGCCGACUUCUGCAGGAUUCAAAAGUCAUCCCUACAGACCAUGUCGCUGCCCAACACCAUCUGCUCGUUAUGGACUUGAAAAUCUCCCGUGCAACGAAGAGACAUCCAAGAAUUGAAACACAGCGCAUCAAAUGGUGGAAUCUGAAGAAUCGAAAGGAGGUAUUUUUCGCGUCCGUGGCUCCAUCUACAGUUUUCCACCCUACUCGUAGUGUGGAGGAAAUGUGGUCGUCUACUUCCAGCGUUAUACGCUUGACCGCGGAGAACACUCUGGGAAAGACGACUCUAGGUAAGCCCAAGAAACAAGUACAGUCUUGGAAGGAUCAGCUACAGAAAUAUGGAUUGCGCCUCAACACAUCAAAAACUGAGUACAUGGAGUGCGGACCAAGGAUAGAGGAUGGUUCAAUUCGUGUCGAUGGUACCGAAUUAAACAAGGUGAACUGUUUCAAGUACCUUGGAUCCAAAGUGACUUCCACAGGCGACAUUGAUCAAGAAGGUCGAGCACGUGUUAAUGCGGCAUGGAUGAAAUGGAAAAUGGCAACAGGGCACGGUUGUGCGUCCUGUUGCCCUUUACGGAUGCGAAUGCUGGCCGACGACGAAAGCCUUGGAAAGAGUGUUACACGCUAUGGAGAUGCGGAUGUUAAGGUGGACAAUAGGUGUAACGCUAAAAGAGAAACACUAUCCAACGACACUGUGCGCUCCAUCUUCGGCGUCGUCCCGAUAACUGAGAAGAUGAAGGAGGCUCGACUGAGAUAG
Molecule: messenger RNA, 1140 nt
Organism: Necator americanus (New World hookworm)
Lineage: Eukaryota; Metazoa; Nematoda; Chromadorea; Rhabditida; Ancylostomatidae
Exons: 3
Coding region: 1-1140 (379 amino acids)
Biological process (GO): chromatin remodeling
Cellular component (GO): nucleus
Source: RefSeq, a predicted model, not a curated record